Molecule: messenger RNA, 711 nt
Organism: Kazachstania africana CBS 2517
Lineage: Eukaryota; Fungi; Ascomycota; Saccharomycetes; Saccharomycetales; Saccharomycetaceae
Gene: GRX3
Product: monothiol glutaredoxin GRX3
Exons: 1
Coding region: 1-711 (236 amino acids)
Molecular function (GO): 2 iron, 2 sulfur cluster binding
Source: RefSeq, a predicted model, not a curated record
AUGGCAGUUAUCGAAGUUGAAAGUCAAGACGAAUUCACACUAUUGACGACCAAAGAGUCUGGUGAGCAUUUAAUAACACUUUACUUCCACACAAGUUGGGCGGAACCAUGUAGGCAAAUGAAUGAAAUAUAUAAAGCUGUCAGUGAGGAGCCUUCAAAUAAAGAUAUAGUUUUCCUUUCCAUUGAUGCCGACUCAAAUGCAGAAAUUUCUGAGUUAUUUGAUGUCAAUGCUGUUCCAUAUUUUGUGUUAAUUCAAAAUGGUAGUAUCUUAAAAGAGCAAUCUGGUGCUGAUCCUAAAGAUUUUAUCAACACCUUAGAAGAGUGUAAGAAAUUUAUUUCGAAUCAGCAAGCUAAAGAUGAGGACGGUUUAGAAGAGGAAGAUGAGGAGGCAGAGACCGAAGAAGAAAUAGCUGACAGAUUGUCAAAACUUGUCAAGGCUGCGCCAGUCAUGCUAUUCAUGAAAGGUAACCCAUCAGAACCAAAAUGUGGGUUUUCUAGACAGAUUGUAGGUAUAUUAAGAGAACAUCAAGUUAGAUUUGGAUUUUUCGAUAUUUUGAAGGAUGACGCUAUUAGACAAAGUAUGAAGAAAUUUUCCGAUUGGCCUACUUUCCCUCAGCUAUAUAUAAAUGGUGAAUUCCAAGGUGGUUUGGAUAUCAUUAAAGAAUCGUUGGAGGAAGAUCCUGAAUUUUUCCAACAUGCGCUUCAAGCGUAG